UUGGAUCAGCCUCAGGAACGCAGCAGGAACACCGAGGCAGCAGUGGGGGGGAAAGGGUUAAAGGUGUGGACAGGAAAGUUUCCUCUGAGCGGCCAAUCAGAGCGCAGCACACACACACAAACACUCACACACACACCCCGAAGCAGUCAGUCUCUCUCAAUCCGUCAUGGUGACCACGGAGCCCCACCAGAGCCAGGACCUGCUCCCCCCCCCCAGCCUGGAGCUGCUGGACCCCCCCGGUCCCCUGGCCGGGCUGAGUCCCCCCUCGGACCCCGAGGCCCUUUGUCAGGGUCCGGUGAAUGCCAUCACCGUCCUCACGCUGCUGGACAAACUGGUCAACAUGCUGGACGCCGUGCAGGAGAACCAGAACAAGAUGGAGGUGCACCAGGUGGAGAUGGAGGGUGUGGUGCGGGGAAUCCAGGCUGAUAUGACCAAACUGUCAAAGAGUCACAGCCACACGUCCAACACCGUCAGCAAGCUGUUGGACAAGAGCCGCAAGCUGUCCGUCACCAUGAAGGAGGUGAGGGAUAAGAUGGAGCGUCAGGGUGCGCAGGUGAGGAAGCUGGAGGCUAACCAUGCCCACCUGGUGAACAGGAACCAAUUCAAGGUGCUCAUCUUCCAGGAGGAGAACGAGAUCCCGUCCUCGGUCUACCUAAAGGAUCCCCCCCCGUUCCCUCGGGAUGAGAUCCUGGAGGAGGGGGAUGAGCUAACGGAGGGCGUUGUCGAUGGUAACCGUGUCCAGGAGAGCGGGCUCUCCACCAUCGACCUAUCAUCUGACGAGGACGAGGGGCUGGAGGCGGAGCUAGAGGAGGAAGAAGAGGCGUGGCCUCAAGAUCUGGAGAACUUGGAGAAAUCCAGAGCAGAGAAACUGAAGAGAUCCAGCCUCAAGAAGGUGGACAGUCUGAAGAAGGCGUUCUCCAGGCAGAACAUUGAAAAGAAAAUGACCAAGAUCGGAACGAAGAUCGUUUCUCAGGAACAACGAGAGAAGAUCAAACAGAGAACCUCCAGCCUGAAGGUUUCCCCUCUGACCUUUGGCAUCAGGAAGCCGCGCAGCAACUCAGACUCUCACCCCCCCGACGCCCUGCAGGAAGAGGCCGUCAUUGACGUUCCUGACAUCCAGGUUUCUUUCGACGAGGUUCCCUUCACUGAGGAUCCUUUCAACGAGGUUCCCUUCACUGAGGUUCACACCCAGCUGAGUCCGGAGGAACCGGGGGAGAAAGAGGAGAAACAGAAUGAAGAGGAGAAAGAGGAAGAGAUGGUGGAGAACGUAGAGGAGGUGAUGGAGAACGUAGAGGAGGUGAUGGAGAACGUAGAGGAGGUGGAUGUUUCUGUGGUUUCUGAGGGAGUCAGUCAGGAUUACGCUCUGUCCUCCACUCUGCCUCAGCAGGAGAACCAGCAGGAGAACAGGGAGUAAACUCUAUGUUCAUCAGAUUUAUAUAUUCAUGUUCUCCUUUUCAAAGGAACCAACACGUUCACACUUUACUAACUAAACUUCAAAGGUUUAAAUACAUUUUGAUAUAACCAUUUAAACAAAGUUUUAUAAAAGGUUUUAAUAAAGUUGGAAAUAUUUAGUUCUUCAGCUGAUCGGAGAACCAUGGUUCCUGUUCUCAUUAAAACAGUUGACACGUAAACACAGCCCAUCAGAAACGUUCCUCUAACGUUCCUCAGUGGGGUUCCUCUAACGUUCCCCUGAGAUCCUCCAGUCUUUAAAGACCAUCUCAAUAACAUUCCCUCAGGGUUCCCCAAAGGUUCUCCAACAUUCCCGCUAGCACUCCGUUAGGUGGUGUGAGGUUCUACCAAAGUCUAUCAGAUGUAUCACUAAACAUUCCCCUUUGAGGUUCCUUUAGGGCCCAGGGUUUCUAACCCUAGGUUCCUCUCAGACUCCUUAGAUCCCCAGAGGGUUCCUCUGAUAUUCCUUAAAGUUCCUCUGAGCUUAAAGAUAACCCUGAGGUUCUCCUGACGUUCCUCAGAUAGUAUAGUCCCUGCUCUCAGUAUUCAUUUAGCCGCUUAUUAACAACACUACAAUGUAAUCACCUCGUCACUGCUGUGCUUUUAUUUUGAAACGUCCUGCUGCCAAAGACACUUCCUGUUACAGGCGUGAUGUUAAAUGGAUGAAAUAAAAGAUGUAUAACCAC
This is a messenger RNA of Gymnodraco acuticeps, 2135 nucleotides long. Its product is annotated as caveolae-associated protein 2-like. The transcript has 6 exons. Gene Ontology annotation, cellular component: caveola; cytoplasm. The record is from RefSeq and is a predicted model, not a curated record. Gene Ontology annotation, molecular function: protein kinase C binding. The coding region runs from base 167 to 1414 and encodes 415 amino acids. Lineage: Eukaryota; Metazoa; Chordata; Actinopteri; Perciformes; Bathydraconidae.